GUGCCUGAGAGUAGCCUCGCUUUGAGUCAGUUUGUCAGGCGUCCGCGGCGGACAGCCCAAUUCUGGACGGGGUCCUUGGACCGCUCCACUAGAAGACGAAGGGGGCGUCUCCCCAGCUCCUGCGGCGUCGGUGGCGAGCUAAGGUGGAGGCCGGCAGCAGCAGCGACAGCGACGGCGACAGUGGCGGCGGUGCCAUGGCGGGGCUCGCAGGAUCCCUGCUGCCUUGGUGAUCCCGGGCUGACAGCCAGAGAGCACAGCGGCUCAGCUCCUGGAGAGAGAGUCGAAGAAAACGAAGGGCAGCCACCCGUGCCUGCUGGCCCCCAUUAGGUCGGUUCCUGCAGCGGUGCCUGGCGGCCUUGGUGAAGGCCCUGCCCGGCAGAGAUCAUGUAUUGCCUCCAGUGGCUGCUGCCCGUCCUCCUUAUCCCCAAGCCCCUCAACCCCGCUCUGUGGUUCAGCCACUCCAUGUUCAUGGGCUUCUACCUGCUCAGCUUCCUCCUGGAACGGAAACCUUGCACGAUAUGUGCCCUGGUCUUCCUGGCAGCCCUCUUUCUCAUCUGCUAUAGCUGCUGGGGCAAUUGCUUCCUGUACCACUGCUCCGAUUCCCCGCUUCCAGAAUCAGCCCAUGACCCCGGUGUGGUGGGCACCUAACGUCUGCCGAGAUAGCUUGCCACGAAGCAGAAGACGGGAGGGGAGGCAUUGACAUAGGUCAUAAAGCAUUGGAGUUUCAAACCCCGCAGCCCUGCGGGUACCACAUUCCUAA
This is a messenger RNA of Rattus rattus (black rat), 760 nucleotides long. It is a transcript of the gene Blcap, whose product is annotated as BLCAP apoptosis inducing factor. The transcript is spliced from 2 exons. NCBI's taxonomy places the organism in Eukaryota, Metazoa, Chordata, Mammalia, Rodentia, Muridae. The record is from RefSeq and is a predicted model, not a curated record. Bases 385 to 648 code for a protein of 87 amino acids.